Somion occarium is the source of this 1832-nucleotide messenger RNA. The record is from the annotation of a GenBank genome assembly. NCBI's taxonomy places the organism in Eukaryota, Fungi, Basidiomycota, Agaricomycetes, Polyporales, Cerrenaceae.
GUCCAACCAUUUUUCACCUGUAUCUCAUCUCCUCGUACCUCCUGUCCCCUUUAUUCUCCUAAAAUUCGACGUCUCCUUGCUUUGCAUAAAAAAUGUGCCCCCACACCAACGGUGACAGUCUCUCCAGCGAUCGCUCUGAAAUGGUCCAGGUCGAUCUAUCAAAUGGCGUCAAGACAAAUGGUGUCAACGGCCGUCCUACCAACAAUCCUUCGAUCAAGGUUAUCCAAGAGCAACAGAAGAGGAACCCUUACGCUCCUCGUGCCUCAGAUUUCCUGAGCAACGUCUCAAACUUCAAGAUUAUUGAAAGUACCCUACGGGAGGGCGAGCAAUUCGCUAAUGCAUUCUUUGACACUAAGACUAAAAUCGCCAUUGCCAAGGCACUGGAUGCGUUCGGCGUUGAUUACAUUGAGCUGACGAGCCCCGCUGCAUCAGAACAGUCCCGGAGAGACUGCGAGGCAAUUUGCCAACUUGGUUUGAAGGCCAAGAUCCUCACUCACAUCCGUUGCCAUAUGGAUGACGCCCGAAUUGCCGUUGAGACUGGUGUGGACGGUGUUGACGUUGUCAUUGGCACAUCAUCUUUCCUCCGUGAGUUCUCGCACGGAAAGGACAUGGCCUACAUCACCAAGACUGCCAUUGAGGUUAUUGAAUUCGUCAAGAGCAAGGGCAUCGAGGUCCGAUUCUCCUCUGAGGACUCUUUCCGAUCUGAUUUGGUGGACCUUCUCUCCAUCUACCAAACUGUUGAUCGUAUUGGUGUGAACCGUGUUGGUAUUGCCGAUACCGUUGGUUGCGCCAACCCUCGUCAAGUUUAUGAUCUCGUUCGCACCCUUCGUGGCGUCGUCAGCUGCGACAUUGAAAUCCACCUUCAUAACGAUACUGGAAUGGCCAUUGCUAAUGCCUACACUGCUCUCGAGGCUGGUGCAACUCAUAUCGAUACUUCAGUCCUUGGUAUCGGUGAGCGUGUCGGUAUCACCCCUCUUGGUGGUCUCGUCGCUUGUCUCUACGCCGCCAAUCCGGAGUACGUCAAGAAUAAGUACAACCUCCCUAUGCUCCGUGAGAUCGAGAACUUGGUCGCUGAGGCCGUCGAAGUCAACGUUCCUUUCAUGAACCCCAUCACUGGUUAUUGCGCAUUCACGCACAAGGCUGGUAUUCACGCCAAGGCCAUCUUGAACAACCCCUCGACGUAUGAGAUCCUCAAGCCCGAGGAUUUCGGUCUCACUCGUUAUGUCUCGAUCGGUCACCGUCUUACUGGCUGGAACGCCGUCAAGAGCCGUGUCGAGCAACUCGGCUUGAAGCUCACGGACGAUGAGAUCAAGGAUGCCACCGCCAAGAUCAAGGAGCUCGCAGACGUCCGUACUCAGUCUAUGGACGAUGUCGACUCGCUCUUGCGUGUCUACCACUCCGGUAUUCAAUCUGGUCAACUCGCUGUGGGCCAGAAGGAGGCACUGGACAGGCUGUUGAAGCAGCACCGGGAAGAGCGCGACGCCAACAGAGACCAAAGUCCUGCCCCUAUUGUGGCUUAAGAAAAGCGGCGAACAUGAUGCCCUGAUUUGCUUAGUAUUUCUUGCAUUGACGUUCUUGCGUACCCAUCAUAGUACUUCUGACGAAACACACGUUCGUUGAGAAUUCGUUGCUCUCAUUUAUACAUUGUAUUAUAGAACAUAAACAUUGCGUUGCUUAUGUUGGAUGGUACGCAUUUUUCUUGUAUUGGUAGUGGCUAAAAUAUCGACGUAGAGUCGAAUAUGAUAUGGACUUUAUUAUGAUUCACAUGUGGGGAUGAAGAUGGGCCAUCCAUUAUGUGGAUGCAAGCAUGCAAUGCGUUAAAUUACCAGUCU